UGGCCGUGCCGCGUUGCCACAAACGCCAUGUCCAUGGCAGCACGGGCCCCACGGGCCACGACUUCAGGGACUUCAGGCAGACGGCAAGGCCAAAGUAGUCCCAAGGCGAAACCCAAAGCCAAAAGCACGUUAGCUCCUGGCAGAAACACGUUAGCCCCUGGCAGACCCAAGGCCCGAGCACAACCCCUUAACCGAGAAAUUGGCACCCAGACUGAGCUUCGCUUGCCGUCAAAAACGUUGCGGUCUUUGAUGAAAUCAGGAAAAUCAGAGAGAUCAGAGAGAUCCGACCUGCUGGAAAUGGAGGAUGGAAGUCCCAUGCCCUUUCAUCUGAAAGUGACGAAGGCGGAUUCAGGCGCCACCUCCGGCACCUCGGACGACCCGCGCACGCCGGUGCGGCGGAACUCCUGGGAGUUGAGCUCCUUGGAUCCCAGCACUUGGCCGGUCUUCGGCAUCACCAACGAAGGCAUUGGGAUCACCACCGAUGAUGGUCAGACUUUGGAUGUGGAGAAGUCUGCAGACUUUGGCUUUGAUCGAACCCUUGACGGACAUCAAUUGGCAUCCAUUUGGGAAGGCAUUGAAUCAGGCAUGCUUGGUGACCCAUCUUUCACAUCGACAGGGUUGGCAGACGCGUUGACGCGCGCUGAGGAGCAGAACGAGUCCUUCAGACAUCUCUGCUGGGAUCUCAUCAGCUUGGCCCGGGACUUGGAGGAUGCUACUGGCUUUCAGGAGCCUCCCAACCAUCAGCAAUUGCUGGAAGAAGCGCGGCGUUGUUUGGAGUUGGUGCGUGAAAGACUGGAACUUCGAAAGCAGCUGCAGCUGAGUGCAGAGGCAGUUCCCGAGAUGGAGGUGCCUGCGCCUGAGAGCACCCUUCUGCCCAGCAGAGGAGGCUCCCUGAAGCUGGUGAAUCCUGAACCAGGGAUACCAGGGCCAGGCUCCUGCAGAUUGGCCUUUGGGUCUUUCUCACCUGUGACGGAAACAAGGAGCUUAGUGGCAAGCUGCUCGGCCCCCGCCCUGCCGGCCCUGCCGGCCCUGCCAUGGUCCGCCUGCUGUCCGGUGGCUCGGAUGCCAGCGCCUGCACCGCUGCCGCAGUUUCAGACGCACUCGCCACAGAUGGUGAGCCGAGUUGGCGACAGCUGCGUGGCACAGGUGCCUCGCUUCUCCUCAGAUGGUCCAAUUGGCAACUCCGCACAGUAUCCGGUUGAACCUGUGACACGAGGCGUAUCGCCGUUGCGCGAGGGCCCUCUCUCUGCGCAAGCCCCUUCGGGCAUUGCCACAGUGAGCUUCACGGGGUAUCCACGGCCCAUGGCAACCCAGUCGGGAGUGCCUGCCUUCGCAGCAGUCUCCCAGCGACAAUCUCCAAAAUGGAUUGGGUCUUGGAUCAGACGAAGCUCAUGCUAUGAAGUGCCCAAGGUCCUUCGGAUGUCGAGCUUUGAAGGUGCAACUCAGCAAUGUUGAUAGACACAGUCGUUCAGAAGGUUCGAACUCAGGCCGAAGUUGGAGUGUCACGGCUUCCACGCGCGGUGAUUCCGCGCCCGCGGAGAGAUCAGGUGUUUCAAGCUGCCUGGC
Messenger RNA from Cladocopium goreaui, 1566 nucleotides. The record is from the annotation of a GenBank genome assembly. Lineage: Eukaryota; Dinophyceae; Suessiales; Symbiodiniaceae.